AGGAGACCGCCUCCCACAGCCAGAUUUAUUUUUUAGACUGUCCCUUGCUAUAUACACGUUUUUUGUCGAAGAAAUCACUCGUGAAACAACAAAUUCAAAAAUGAUUGACGAUAUGAUCACAGCGAAGAAAUUCAGUGCAGACAUUUUGGAAAAGGCUGAAAAAUUAAAAGUUUCAAUCCCAUCCGUACCUGAUAAAAUCGAUUCUCCAUUCUUCUUUGCCAGAUUUUUGAAUGCAAAUAAUGGAGAUGUGGAAAAGACACGCCAGAAAAUUAUACAGUUAUUCGAACAUCGUAAACUAAUGGGAUAUGAAAAAAUCAACGAUCUCGAUAUUUUUACAACCGUAAAUAUUGGAAAGGAUUGUUUUGAGAGAUUCCAUAUUUCUCAACUUAACUAUGAAGUCACAUCAAAAAAUCUUCAUGUGUUUGUACAAAAAAUGGAAGGAACUGAUAUCAAAGAAAUUUUAAAAGUGAUGCCAUUGAGCUAUGUUCUUCACUCAUACUUUAUGCUCCAAGAAAAUUUUUCAAGAGCAAUGGCACACACUGAAAGAAAGACAGGAAAAACAUCUUCAGUCGUCUGUAUUCUGGAUUUGAAAGGAUUAAAUCUAAUGGAUUUCAUGAAUCCGUUGUCAGGACCUGCACAGUUGGCACGGCUCGUGGUGCAAGUUUGGGCAGAAUAUUUCAGCGAACACUUGUGCAAGCUUCUUCUUAUCAAUCCACCUGGAAUUAUAUCCGUCAUGUGGCAAGUCACUAAACGACUCGUGGACCCUAAUACAGUAGAAAAGUUAGCUUUCUUGAGCAACGUGGAAGAUUUGAAAAAAUAUUUGGAGCCGGAGGCAAUUCCAGUCGAAUAUGGAGGAACAUAUCGUGAUGAUACUGGAUAUGCAGAUCCACCAGAAGGAGCAUGUAAACAACCAAAGAGAAUUACCAAAGAAGAUUAUAAACCACAAGAGUAUAUUUGGGUUAAAAACGGGAUUCUCAAGGCACCGAAAGGAAAGAGUUACUCGAUAAAAGCAUUCCAGACAUCAGAGUAUAUCAUAAAAACUACGACGGAAGGUAAACUGGUUUGGAAUUACACAACCAGUGGAGACGUUGACUUCGAGAUUGUUAAACGAGACGCUGGUAAAGAGAUGGCUAUCUGGCCGAAGAUCACAGUUACAAGUCUUAAGUUACCAGAGUUUGGCGAGAAACUUGUUGCACCGGGAGAGUAUAUUCUAAGGUUCAAAAAUCCAUCAAGUACGUGGUUCCCAGUGAAAGUCAAUUGUGCUGCUGAAAUUUUAAAUGUGUAAAUAUGACAAUUCAUGUAUUAUUAUCUUUAUUAUGAGAAUGUUCUUACCGAACAUAAAGACAUUAAACAAAUAAAAAAUCAAAAAACC
This is a messenger RNA of Caenorhabditis elegans, 1372 nucleotides long. It is a transcript of the gene T03F7.7, whose product is annotated as CRAL-TRIO domain-containing protein. The record is from RefSeq and is marked reviewed. The transcript is spliced from 6 exons. The coding region runs from base 101 to 1285 and encodes 394 amino acids. Lineage: Eukaryota; Metazoa; Nematoda; Chromadorea; Rhabditida; Rhabditidae.